CAAUCCUUGUAUAAUGCCUAAUCCUAACCUCAUUUUAGCUAUUUAAUUUUUAUUUAUUUUAAUCAUAAUUUAUAUAAUUUUAAAAAUGUGUCUAACACCUCUGUGUUUCGUUUUAGUGUUUAUAUUAAGUAUAACUUACGCACGCUAGUCAGAAGGUCACUCUUUUUUGAAAAACCAAUUCGAAAGUGUCGAGUUUCGGAAGCCAACAAGAAUGGAUUUCAAGGAGCCCGGUGACAAGGAACCACGAAUCGUAGAGACGGUAAACUGGAUUGCCAACGAAAAAGAUUUUUCGUACACGUUCGACGAGAUGCUCCAAUGGAUUGUGGAAGGUAGUCCAAUUCUUGAAAUUGACAAUGAGACGCACUUCUGCGAUUGGAUCGUGCUGCAGGAGAUUAUAGCGGCUAAAGCCAUGUACGACAAGUUAGACUUGAAGAAGCUGUAUAAGGCCAGGAAUCGAGCAAAUUCCUUUGAGAUGAUCGGAUCCGUGUUUUUUAUGAAUCGCGCCGCUUUAAAAAUGGCAAAUAUCGACGCGGCGACGAAUUUUAUUUUUACAAACAUUGAUCAAAGUGUGGAGCAUCGGAGAUCGUAUGCUCCAUACUACUUUGCCGAUGUCUGUGCCGGUCCCGGCGGUUUUUCCGAGUACGUGCUAUGGCGGAAGAAGUGGCUGUUUAAAGGUUUCGGUUUCACUCUCAAAUCUGUGCACGAUUUUGAGAUGAAUAGAUCUCGGGUCGUGUCGCCAGUCACGUUUAACUCGCAGUACGGAUUUUAUAAGGAUGGCGAUAUCUUUAAAUUGGAAAAUAUCGAGCACUUCGCGAAGAAUGUCAAACACGAAACCGAAGGACUCGGAGUUCAUUUCAUGAUGUCCGACGGGGCGUUUUCGGUUGAAGGGAAGGAGAAUCUACAGGAAAUUUUAUCGAAGCAAAUAUACUUAUGCCAGUGUUUAAUGGCCUUGAAGAUUGUUCGAAGUAACGGACAUUUCGUUACUAAAGUUUUCGAUCUGUUUACUCCCUUUAGUGUGGGAUUAGUUUAUUUAAUGUACAAAUGUUUCCGGAAGGUCGCGAUUCUAAAGCCAAACGCAUCACGACCGGCAAAUGCGGAACGUUACCUUAUUUGUUACGGUUUGCAAAACUCCGAGCAGACGGCGCUAAUACGAAACUAUCUCACGCAUAUCGCCCGUAGAUUGUCGCAAAUACACGGCGUUGACCGAAACAAUACCGUGGAUGUUAAUGGGAUAGUGCCGCUAACCUUACUCAAAGGCGAUGAGGAGUUUUUUGAUUAUAUCGAGGACAGUAAUAACAGAAUUGGUGAACAGCAAAUUGCGGCUUUGAGGAAUUUGGAAAAGUAUUACCAUAAUCCCGAAUUAUACUAUCCCACCCACCAGGAGCGAUUGAGAUUGCAGUGCCUGAAGUAUUGGAAUAUUCCCGAAUCUUUCCACAGGUUUAAACCAAAGUCGGCUACGGACAACCUCCUUGCGUCUGUAAGAUUUUGGCAAGAUCUGAUUAAUAAUGAAGCACACUUGAUACGAACUUAUGAUGAUCUGAAUAAGUUUUUAACGGUUUCCUUGAACUCGAAUGAAUGGUGCUACGUCUUAUCGGCUUGCACUGCACAUACGAACAUUUGUACUUUUUACUCAGCUAUGGACGACUCAAAUGUAUGUAGAUUACAGCAAUCCAAUUGGGUUAACGUUAAAAAAUUAAAGUUAAUUGCGGGUACAAUACUGUUCGGUGAAAUGGUGAAGGAAACAGUUGUAGAAGACAACGGUCGAAAAACAAGAAAGCGAAGUCUUCAUGUUAUUGACGCGUUACGUUUGGGCCACAAAUCUAUCGCUAAUUUACCCUUUACGGAAAGAAUGGCCAACAUCGAAGUUUACUGUCAAGCUGUAAAUCACGAAUCUCGUUUGAAUAACGUUCGGAUCCGAGCAAAGCGUAAAUUGGAAACAUUAACGCCAUCUGUUCUGGACGGCGAUAACCAUUUUCGCCUUCCCGUGUUAGGGUAUAAAAGUCGAGAGGAAAGUUAUCAAAUCAACUCUGUAUUACUUUUGAAUUCCAAUAAAGAUCUCACAUUUCAAAUAUCAUUUACUUCACAGCGGAUGAUUUUUUUAUCCAAGACCGCUGCCAACGAAAACGCUGACGGUACAAUCAAACUUGCACUUCAUUCGCUUAUUACUGCUAUGAACAAUUGUAGAAAGUUGUCUUAAUAAAGAGUCUCUAUUUUUUAA
This is a messenger RNA of Photinus pyralis (common eastern firefly), 2218 nucleotides long. RefSeq names its product cap-specific mRNA (nucleoside-2'-O-)-methyltransferase 1-like. Gene Ontology annotation, cellular component: nucleus; cytoplasm. The record is from RefSeq and is a predicted model, not a curated record. The transcript has 10 exons. The coding region runs from base 212 to 2197 and encodes 661 amino acids. Gene Ontology annotation, biological process: 7-methylguanosine mRNA capping. Lineage: Eukaryota; Metazoa; Arthropoda; Insecta; Coleoptera; Lampyridae. Gene Ontology annotation, molecular function: methyltransferase cap1 activity.